UCAGCCAGAAUCAAAUAGUGAAACAAUUUCUGGCAGAAGUGACAAGGGCUCGGAUCAUUCGGUUCCAGCCAGUUAACUAUUAUAUUCACAAAGUUCUCAGAGUGGAAGUGUAUGGAACAAAAACACCUGCAUAAAGUGGAAUUCUCCCGAUGCCAAUGGCUGCCCAGUGAGUAUGUUCUCAGUAUACUACAAAGCUAUCAAAUCACGAAAUGAAGAAAGCGCUUGGCAUCGUAUCAAUACAUCGUCGGAUGCAAAUGAGCUGAGCUGCAGUAGUCUCCCACUUGAAUGUGGCACAGAUUAUGAAUUCAAAGUGUCUGCAUGGAAUGACGUUGGAGAAAGUACCUUCUCAGAGUCCUGGCAAGUGAAAUCCAUCACAGAUAAACCGUCUCCUCCGAUUAUAAAAAGCAAAGAAGUUCAGAUGUCUGGAUGUGAUGUGAACCUCAAGUGGGGUUCUACACAAGACAACGGCUGUCCGCUGACCAUGUAUACAGUAUAUUACAGAGAGGUGCAAUCUUUGGGUGAAGAUGAGUACUGGCAUCACAUCAAUGUUACCAUGGACUCUACUUCAACGAGUCUCACGUCGCUCAAGUGUAACUCUGAGUACACUUUUAAAGUGACAGCUUGGAAUGAACUGGGAGAAAGUAAUACCUCAAAAGAAUGGCGUAUAAAAACUGCUCAGAUCACUGACAUUUCUCGCGGACGAACCCUCAACAUUGCUGUAGGAUGUGGGCUAUUUAUUCUCUUAACUGUUGGAAUCCUUUGCUUCAUGAUCAGACAAAGGAGAAAAAAGAGGAAAAUAAUUCGAUGCCACAAAACAAGAAGAUCGAUGUCGGACAUUGUUCUCCUGCUGUUAAAAGAGAUUCCCCCGGAACGUGUAACCAUUAUGGAACAGCUGGGUCGAGGCGCCUUUGGUAAAGUACACAAAGCAAUCUUAAGAGAAAUGCCGAAGGUUGAAGUGUUUUUCAAGCCCAAAGAAGAAAGAGAGGAUCAUAUUAAAGAAGGAAGAGUUGUCGCCGUAAAACUCUUACAUGAAAGAGCUGGUGAGGAAGGGAAAGAACAGUUUGUUAGAGAAAUCUCGUUUAUGCAGCGAGUUGGUACUCACAGUAAUGUGCUAAGCAUGAUUGGUUACUGGGACAGAUCAGAGCCAAUCAUGCUAAUCCUGGAAUAUGUUCCACAUGGAGAUCUUCUGCAAUGGCUGAGGAACAAAAGGCAACGGGUAAAAUGUAAAAACGGCAUUGAUGGUGUUGUUUUUGAAUCUGUGGACGAUUUAUCAGACAGUAGUGCGAGUUCAAAUGGAGCUGCCUCAACUGGUAAGUCAGAGGACGAAGGCUUUCACGAUAGUGGAGAGAAACUCACGACUGUGCAGGAAUUCAAGGAAGUCUCCGAAAAACAAGACGUCCGCGUCACGUCGGAGGUUCUAAUGACUCUGGUAGAACAGCCAUUUACAGACAAUAAAAGGAAUGACACUGAAGUACUUGGCAUCAAAACUCCCCAAACUGAUUUUCCAUCUGGCCUCGAAGGAGAGAAAAACUCACCGAGCCAACAGUCCAAUGAAUUGAGUCACGUGGAUGUGACUUUGCCCACUGUAAGUGCAAACACUGCAUUGCUCUUUGUAAGUGCAAACACUGGUUUGGAAGAUUUUAACGCUGAUUUUCGGCCUAGUAGUGGAAGCGGAGACGAUUUGAACAUCAAGAAGGCAGAGGAUGAAAACGGAAAUGAAGAUAAAGGGAGAGAGGGAGUGAAAUCAUCGAUUGAUGAAGAGGGAACUAUCGGCAUUUCAUUUGAAAGUGCCCGUUCCUUGCCGCAGCCCCAGGAGAACAUGGAGCGACAACAAGAAACAAGUGAAGCUGGUGAGAAGGCAGUUGACUUCACUGUUCAAGAUGUACUUUGUUUUGCAUGGCAGAUAGCAAGAGGAAUGUCUUCGUUCCCUUUUUUCGGUAGUUGGUCUUUUGGUGUACUUCUUUGGGAAUUGUGCACAAUGGGUGGCAUCCCCUACCCUGGAAUAAGGAACAGAGAGUUAUUAAGACUUCUUAAGUCAGGUUAUCGAAUGGAAAAACCAGCCAUUUGCUCUGAUGAGCUAUACGAGUUAAUGUUAGACUGUUGGAGGGUAGACCCAGAGGAGAGACCAUCAUUUAAACAGCUGAUAACAAGAAUAGAAGAAAUGAUGACGAGGGACACUCCUUACUUUGAUCUGAAUGAAGACUAUGAAAGCGUUGCCUCUAACACUGAGACGACACCCGAAACUGACCAACCACAUGCGUGAUUAGUGUUUAGAUGGACAACAUUUUAAGGAAUCUAUAGUAAUAGUGAUAGAAAAUAAUUAUAAUUGAUAGUAAUAUAAAAUGUUCUCAAAAAUUGCAUCAUUGAUAAGAAAGGAAGAAAAGUUGUUAAUAAAGGAUGAAGUCCCCGAAAGGCAGCUUUAAAACAACAGAAGCUUUGAUUUCCUACCAAGAGAUUAUAAUCUCUUGUUUCGUACCUAACAUGAUUUCGUAUCUUACAUAACAGUUGUAACAUUAGGAAUAUACUUUAAUUCCAGGACUUGAAGGCUGUGGUACGAAUGGUUUGCAGUGUUUGAGUAUUGUACAAAACAACCCCCUCCCCUCCCCGUUUGCCUCUUUAAUUGGAGAAAAAGUGCUCUGAGUGUAACAUGACUUACCCUCCUUCCCUCCUGUGUACUCUAUCUUUGUCUCAAUGAGUCACUCGCUAACCAUCCCUGAGUUAUGUUUUGUAGUUGCCUAAAAUUAAAUAUCUAAAUCCUU
This is a messenger RNA of Pocillopora damicornis (cauliflower coral), 2759 nucleotides long. RefSeq lists its product as uncharacterized. Lineage: Eukaryota; Metazoa; Cnidaria; Anthozoa; Scleractinia; Pocilloporidae. Gene Ontology annotation, cellular component: plasma membrane; signaling receptor complex. The record is from RefSeq and is a predicted model, not a curated record. Gene Ontology annotation, molecular function: protein binding; ATP binding; transmembrane receptor protein tyrosine kinase activity. Gene Ontology annotation, biological process: cell surface receptor protein tyrosine kinase signaling pathway; positive regulation of kinase activity; multicellular organism development.